Molecule: messenger RNA, 798 nt
Organism: Tinamus guttatus (white-throated tinamou)
Lineage: Eukaryota; Metazoa; Chordata; Aves; Tinamiformes; Tinamidae
Gene: KCTD14
Product: potassium channel tetramerization domain containing 14
Biological process (GO): protein homooligomerization
Molecular function (GO): protein binding
Source: RefSeq, a predicted model, not a curated record
AUGAGCAUUUCCCAGCACAAACCCCUGGGCAAGCAGGUCACCAGCAGCCUGCAAAUGCUGUCGCCAAUAGUGGAGUUAAACGUCGGCGGGGAGAUGUACACGACAACGCUGAGCACCUUAAAGAAACACCCCGGCUCCAAGCUCGCGGAGAUGUUCACUGGGCAGCCCAAGCUGAGGACUGACUCCGAAGGGAGGUUCUUCAUCGACAGGCCGGGGACCUAUUUCAAAUACAUCCUGGAGUACCUGCGUAGCAACCAAGUGCCCACGCAGUGCAUCCAGGACGUGUACAGGGAGGCCGUGUUCUACGACAUCGAGCCUCUCGUCAAGCAGCUGGAGGACUCCCCGCAGAUCUUCGGGGAGCUGGUGGCCAGGAAGCAAUUCCUGGCCCGGGUGCCCAGCUACAGCGAGAACAUCGAGCUGAUGAUCCGCAUCGCCCGGGCGGAGGCGGUGGCGUCGCGGCGCUCCAGCGUCAUCGUGUGCGUGGUCCGAACGGAGGAGGACGCCGCCAAGUGCCAGGACGCCUUGAACAGCUUGGACAUGGAUAAGAAAUCCGUGGUGAAAUUUGGUCCCUGGAAGGCAAGCCCGAGUAUUUCUGACCUGCUGGACUGCAUUCAAAUGGACGUGGAGGCCAAAGGGUACAAAAUAUCCUUUCAGCCCCAUGUUGCCGAAAAAGGGUUUCGCUUCAAGUCCUAUGACUUCUUCUACAAGUUCCUGUUCACCUGGUGGUAGCCAAGGGCCACCAUUGAUGGGGCAUGGAGAAAAGCAGUUUUUCUAUCAAAUUGACUUGGGCUGUGGAGA